UGAGUCGUGCUGGAUGACCACUUUAGUUUAGUGACAGAAGUCACUCAGAUAAACACCUGAUCGAGAUUUGUGUUGGAUACUCUGCUGUAGUAUAGUUACAAAAGACACACUGGAUAAAUGGAUAAACAACUGAUCAGAACAUCUCUGCUUAUUAACGUGAUCUAUACAUGUAUCUCUGCUGCAGUAUUGUGAGCGUGGCGACAGUCACUCUAGAUAAGUACGUUAACAAGGAACAGACAUCAAGGUGUCGGAUCAUCUGUGCUGUGUGAUUUCCCUGUGUAUAUUUAAGGAAGGAGUGAGAACUGCGGUGGUAUGAACAUGGUUGGACCCUUGACUGCUAACUCAAUCAUGUAAACCAAUCAAAGUAACUGAAUUACUCGUGGGAUCAUCAGCAGUGCCGUCGUAUUACCCUGGCAUUGGGGGACUUCCUAAGUGUCAUUUGGAAGAUAUUGGUGCAAAGAAUUGGAAAUUAUCUGAAGCCGAAGUCUCGCAAAAGUUUGGUCACACAGACACUUCACUCCUGAAGGUCAGGGACUGUGGGAGUCGACCAGUAGUGACAGUUCGUCCAACUCAAGUUGCCUGGACCCUAAAUAUGAAGACUAGGAGGUAGUGAAUAUUUGCAAGUCCAGGAUUCCAGAUCUGCUGUUUAUUCUUGGAUUAAUUUUUUUCUAAGAGUGUGAUACAAGAUGGCGAGUUUUUUUCGCCGCCGAAGGAGUUUGAUUGCCAAGGUUGUGUUGACGAUCCCCGCCCUGUGGUUCCUCGGGGUAGUUCUUAUGAAUUAUAAUGAUGUAGAUUCUAAUGGAAGUCAGGGAAAUGUUCACAAACGCCAAGCUGCUGUAGAUCACCGGGCCAUACCGGCUCACGAGUUCGGGGGCGAUAAUGGCCACAAUGACAGACUCCACGCUGUUGAUAGAGGAGUCCUAGCACAGAAAAUUCACGAGGAAUUGGGGGGGAAUAAUCAGGGGAAUAAUCAGGGUAACAGUUUUAUGAAGGAGGAGAACGAGGAGAACAUACGAACACCUAAGCCCAAUAAAGUGAAAAGGGUGGAAGAAAAACCAUUAAAAUACAUACCUAAGGAACAGAAUCGUCAGGAAGUCGACCCGAAUGCUCCAGGGGAGAAUGGAAAAGCAGUAGUGAUUGACAAGGAAAAACUUUCGCCAACAGAACGGAAAAAAUAUGAUGAUGGUUGGCAAAACAACGCCUUCAAUAUGUAUGCUAGUGACAUGAUAUCACUUCAUCGAAGUCUGCCAGAUGUACGGGACUCUGAAUGUAAAUCCCUUCAGUACCAGGAGAAGCUGCCAGAUACCAGUGUUGUGGUGUGUUUCCAUAACGAGGCUUGGACAGUCCUGCUCAGAACCGUUCACAGUAUUAUUGACCGAUCUCCGCCUCAUUUACUCCGAGAAGUUGUCCUCGUAGAUGACUUCUCAGAUAUGGAUCAUCUGAAAGAGCCUUUAGAAACAUACAUGGCAAAAUUAGGCAAAGUGAAAGUAGUACGGACUAAAAAGCGAGAAGGAUUAAUUCGAGCACGGUUGCUAGGAUAUUCUGCAUCAUCUGGAGACGUUCUGACGUACCUGGACUCACACUGUGAAUGCACUGAAGGAUGGUUGGAGCCCUUGUUAGACAGAAUUGCAACAAACAAUUCUAUAGUCGUCUGUCCCGUCAUCGAUGUCAUUGAAGAUGACUCAUUCAAAUAUCAAUACGGCAGUGCCAAAAGUACCAGCAUCGGGGGCUUUGAUUGGAACCUUCAGUUUAACUGGCAUGCCAUCCCAGAAUACGAGCGCCAGCGACGACAAAACAAGGAUUACUUGCCAGUCAGAUCCCCCACAAUGGCCGGAGGACUAUUCUCCAUCAGUCGUGAAUACUUUACCAAAAUCGGUACCUACGACCCAGGAAUGGAUAUUUGGGGUGGAGAGAACCUGGAAAUGUCCUUCAGAGUGUGGAUGUGUGGAGGGACCUUGGAGAUCAUCCCCUGUUCACAUGUUGGUCACAUCUUCAGGAAACGCAGUCCAUACAAGUGGAGGUCAGGGGUCAAUGUGGUGAAGAAAAACUCAAUCCGAUUGGCCGAGGUCUGGAUGGACGACUACAAAAACUAUUAUUAUGAACGAUUUAACAAUGAUCUAGGCGAAUAUGGAGACGUUUCAGAGAGGAAGGCUCUGAGAAAGAAAUUAAACUGCAAACCAUUUGACUGGUUCGUGAAAAAUAUUUACCCUGACCUUUUUGUACCUGGGGAAGCUGUGGCAUCAGGGGAGAUACGUAACAAGGCCAAGCCAAUGUGUGUGGAUAGCUCAGUGGAUUCUCACAACUUCCACAAACCUGUCAACAUGUGGCCCUGUCACAACCAGGGGGGUAACCAGUACUGGAUGCUGAGUAAGGGUGGAGAGAUACGCCGUGACGACGGUUGUCUGGACUUCUCCGGUGGUGAAAGCGUGAUUAUCUACCCCUGUCACAGCCAGAAGGGUAACCAGGAGUGGGUGUAUAGGGAGGACAAUACAAUUCUCCACGCUAACACGCAGAAGUGUAUGGAGGUGUCGGUGGAUGGACAGAAGCUACUGAUGCGGACGUGUACAGGGAUCGACCGACAACUCUGGCAGUGGAAGAAGAAGCCUCCUAAUGGCAUUAUACGGGACGAAGCCUAGGCAAAUCAUUGUUAUGUUACCAUUUGAUACAGUUUACAGAAUUGUUAUUUUUCUAUGCAAGAGAUGUUAUUUUUAUAGAGAUCCUGAGGAAAGUAUUUUAUAAUAUCAUACCUGUGAUCACAACUAUGACACAACGUUCCAAGGACCAAUCAUUCCGCGCAGCCCAACACCCAGAUGGGUGGAUUGCUGCCAUUUUGUAUGUGGAUGGCCACCAUAUUGAAUGUGGAUGGCUUUUGAGAAUGGAUAACCUCCAUUUUUAAUGUGGAUGUGAUGUCCGCUGUAACAACCUGUAUGUGAUGUCCUGUUGUAAUGGACCAGGGAAGCUUCCCUUUAUCAGGUCAUUUCUGUUAGAAUGUUUCAGACUUUUUUUAUGGAUUCUAGAUUCAAGGUGAACCCCUCUGACCAAUGUAAUGGUUAUAUACUGAAUAUCUUUUACAUGUAUCCUUUCAUUUUUCUGGUUAUUCCUAUAGAAACGAAUUUGUGAUAUAUCUGUGUUCAAAAAUGAAUUACUUACACAUUAGACAAAAUGGUUUGACUGCAGAAAAGUAGGUUCUCCAUUUGGUAUAUUAGAUGGCUUAGAAACAUUCAAGUUGUGGGUCACCACAGUGACAGAGCCACUAAUAGAAACUAGAACACCAAAUAUGGAAGUGUUUAAAAUGUGGCAAAAACUGCCAAUCAGACAUUCAGAAUAGCUGUUAUAAUUUUAUCUAAAGAAUAACUGUUGCAAUUUGAACUACAGAUUAAUUAACUGUCAAAAUUUGACCUUUAAAAUAACUACCGUAAAAACCCAUGUAAUUUGCACACCUGUGUAAUUUGCGCAGGCACUUUUUGAGGCUGAAAAUCACCAAAAAAGCUUCUACUCUAAUAUUUUGCGCACCAAAAAAUUUUGGGAAAAAAAAAUCAAGUUCCGAAAAUCGAUCUCUGAAAAUGAAAGACAAACCGCUUGGUAUUACAAUUUGAACUUCUGUCUGUGUUCUAUACCAUUUCAGUGUUACCAGUUGAUAAAAUGUCACUAAAAGCCUUGAUUACUACCCAGUAGGUGGCCCAGUAAUCUGGUGGAAAAGGUUUCUUUCGGCUGCAUUCCAUUAUACAUGUUACGCCCUCAGAACUUACAUUAAAAAGAAAAUCUCCUUUGACCCUUGAUAACAGUACAUUUAAAAUGUGUAUUGUUGAGAGUUACAUACAUUGAAGUGAAUGACCUGUGAACUCCAUUUUCUACAGUGAUAUGACCUUUGCCCUGCUAAAAUUUAACCUUUGACCUUAGUUUUAUUUGGACAGUAUCUGGGUCAGUUGGUUUCAAUAGAUAAAGCAAGAUGAAAUUAAGCCUCAUUGUAGAGAUAAAAGUGGUUGUAAUUCUUGCUUUUUAUCACAAAAUUGAAUUGUUCAGAUAUGUUGAAAUGGCUUAAUGAUUAGUAAGGAAAUCUUUUAAUAUCUGUUCACCCUUGCUCAAUUAUCUAUAUGUGAUUUUUAAGUGUUUUAAAGUCACAUGUUAUGUUUUAUAUAAACAAAAGAUUUAGAAAUCCAUUUUAUUCACAAAUGAAUUAUUUUGUUUUAUGAGUUGUGGUCUGUGACCAUUGAAUGAUUUACUGCAUUUGAGAGUUACCCCCCUUUAAUGAAAUAAUGAUAUUAAUUGAUAAUUGUGUUGUUCAAAUUUAAUGAGAUGAUGUGAUUUGUUAAAUGUUAAUUGUUUGUACAUAAAAUCAACAAAGUGUAUAGAAUACCUAUUUUGAUACAUUGCUGUGUACAUAUGGCUGCCAAAACCGAUGUAGUGUGUCGCGGGGAAAAUGUGAGUGUGUCACCCCUAUGUAUCAAUGUUAAUUCACAUUUCCAGUUGAUCUGGAACAUUCUAUUUUUAUUGUAAGGGACUGAAAUAUAAUGCUUAUAUCAUAGUUGGACUGUAUAUCUUGUGGGAACAGUUUUAUAUGCUUGUAAUAAACCCUUUUUACAUUGACCUUUUUUAUUGGUCAUCCAACAUGUUGUGUGUAUGGAUUACUUGUAAUCCUCUACAGUGGAACCUUGCUAGUCCACACACUUUGGUUUCUAUGAAAAUCUCUUUAAAGUCCAGAAUAAACAAGUUUUUCAGAUUACUGUUAAUGUAAGCGAGCUCCAAUUCCUAUAGUACAUCCGUAUUCAAACCAGAUUACAGAUUACUAUUUCAAACUAGUUUUAUCAACUUAUAUUAAUCACCCUUGUAGGCUCGGCUAGUAGUGGGCAGGGUUCUUUAGGUGGGAGGAAACCAAAGAACAUUGUACCUGUAUAUAACUGAUCAGACAUGUGACCAAAGACUGUCACUUUUUACCAAAGAAACUAUCAAGCAUAAAUAUUUCUUAAUCUUAAGAAUAUUCAUUCAGAACAAAGGUCAUAGGUUGAAUAAACGUUGCAAUAAAACAACAAAGAUCUGGUAAGAUGUCUAGUACUAUGUUACAGAAUUUUGAACGAUAUUUCAAAUGUUUAUGAUAACUACAAUGUGUAUCUAAACUGACUUUCUGUCCCAUGUCAGCAGCUGUAUCUCACAGAUAGAUGUGGCCUGGACGUAGAAACCAAAGUAGCUGUGGUUCUCCGAGGUUUGACCGCCGAGGGAAUCUGCUGAAUAUUUGUCUGUGAGAUUGGUUAUCACAUAUCAUUUGGAGGGACGAGACAUCUUGAUGUAAAACUGGGGUUUUAUGUUAGACAUGGUAGUAGGGUUGGAGUUUUAUUUACCAUUAGUAUUAGAUGCCAAUUGUAUUAGUGUCAUUUCAAACAAGUAUGUAUUCAUUCUAUCAUCGCUGAAAUCUGAAAUCUUAUCGUCUCAGAAAUCUGAUCAUCGCUGAAAUCUUAUCGUCGCAGAAAUCACACAAGAUAUUUUCCUGAAUGAUAAACUUACCAAUAGGCACAAGACAUUGAUGGCUACAAUUGUAAAUAAAAAUCAUUCCAAACCAUGUACUGGCUGGCAUCACUUCUACGUUCCAAACCAUGUACUGGCUGGUAUCACUUCUACGUUCCAGAACAUGUACUGGCUGAUAUCACUUCUACGUUCCAGAACAUGUACUGGCUGGUAUCACUUCUACCUUCCAAACCAUGUACUGGCUGGUAUCACUUUUACGUUCCAAACCAUGUACUGGCUGGGAUCACUUCUAUGUUCCAAACCAUGUACUGGCUGGUAUCACUUUUACGUUCCAAACCAUGUACUGGCUGGGAUCACUUCUAUGUUCCAAACCAUGUACUGGCUGGUAUCACUUCUACGUUGCAAACCAUGUACUGGCUGGGAUCACUUCUACGUUCCAGAACAUGUACUGGCUGGGAUCACUUCUACGUUCCAGAACAUGUACUGGCUGAUAUCACUUCUACGUUGCAGAACAUGUACUGGCUGGCAUCACUUCUACGUUCCAAAACAUGUACUGGCUGGUAUCACUUCUACGUUCCAGAACAUGAACUGGCUGGCAUCACUUCUACGUUCCAGAACAUGUACUGGCUGGUAUCACUUCUACCUUCCAAACCAUGUACUGGCUGGGAUCACUUCUAUGUUCCAAACCAUGUACUGGCUGGGAUCACUUCUACGUUCCAGAACAUGUACAUGUACUGGCUGGUAUCACUUCUACGUUCCAGAACAUGAACUGGCUGGCAUCACUUCUACGUUCCAGAACAUGUACAUGUACUGGCUGGUAUCACUUCUACGUUCCAGAACAUGAACUGGCUGGCAUCACUUCUACGUUCCAGAACAUGUACUGGCUGGUAUCACUUCUACGUUCCAGAACUUGUACAUGUACUGGCUGGUAUCACUUCUACGUUCCAGAACAUGUACUGGCUGGCAUCACUUCUACGUUCCAGAACAUGUACAUGUACUGUUUUCAUUUUAAGGAGGAAACAUGAACCAUGAUAAAUUAUUGAUGGACAUUUUAGUAUUUCAUUAGAAAUGGAACAUAGAUUAUUUCUUUAAGAACUGGAAUUAAAGUUAAUAAAUUAGAAGCUGGAUAUAUGGUUAGUUUAGUCAAUUAGUUAGGUUAUGAUAAUGUUGUAAAUUUUACUGCCAGAGACAGAACCAAACAGAUUAAUAAAUCUUUCAGUUGUUAAAUGAAAUAUUUCACCUGUAUCUUUUUUCUGUCAUUUCAGCAUGGAACAAUUCAAAAACUUUUGAUGUUUUAGAAUUUAACCUUGUGGAGAAGAAAAUGUUGUUGUCCUCAAUGGUGACAGAUAUUGCAGAUUGUGAUAAUUUGUCCGUGUCGUUUUAUCUGAGACGUGAACAAAACAUGUUAUAUGUAUGAGACACAGUAUUAUCUUUAAUUUAGCCAAUGGUCAAAAUCAGUAACUGCCAAAUUCUUCUAUGUUUACUGUCUGCUCCUCAAAAAACACCAAAUACCUUAUUAGAUUAAAGAAACACUGUGUAUAUUUAGUUAGGUCUCAAUUACUUUAACUUGUAACCCAUAUUUACAAGAAACCUAAUCGACUCCUUGUUACACUGAUCUAUGUAUUACUCUAUCCAAAAGUAUUUCCGCUGAGUGUCAAUUGUGACAUGACUAGGAGUAUAUUGCUAUAAAUAGUAGCUACUGAUCACUGUUUUGAUAAAUUUGCCCUCAUUUCAGAGGGCAAAAUUGCAAAACGUAAUCCAGUGAAAAAUUCCCUGUAUACAUUGUUGGCACUAAUUGGUUAGAUGUGCAACAGAAUGCUGAAAUACGAGAAUGUUUACAAUUUAAAAACAGAUACAGCUUCCAUUAACUGUAUUACAUCUCUGUCACAAACAGUAAGAUUGUCCACGGCCAGGAACUGUAUUACAUCUCUGUCACAAACAGUAAGAUUGUCCACGGCCAGGAACUGUAUUACAUCUCUGACACAAACAGUAAGAUUGUCCACGGCCAGGAACUGUAUUACAUCUGUGACACAAACAGUAAGAUUGUCCACGGCCAGGAACUGUAUGACAUCUCUGUCACAAAAAGUAAGAUUGUCCACGGCCAGGAACUGUAUUACAUCUCUGUCACACACAGUAAGAAUGUCCACGGCCAGGAACUGUAUUACAUCUCUGUCACACACAGUAAGAAUGUCCACGGCCAGGAACUGUAUUACAUCUCUGUCACACACAGUAAGAAUGUCCACGGCCAGGAACUGUAUGACAUCGCUGUCACAAACAGUAAGAUUGUCCACGGCCAGUAACUGUAUUACAUCUCUGACACAAACAGUAAGAUUGUCCACGGCCAGGAACUGCAUUAAAUCUCUGUCACAAACAGUAAGAAUGUCCACGGCCAGGAACUGUAUUACAUCUCUGUCACACACAGUAAGAAUGUCCACGGCCAGGAACUGUAUGACAUCGCUGUCACAAACAGUAAGAUUGUCCACGGCCAGGAACUGUAUGAAAUCUCUGUCACAAACAGUAAGAUUGUCCACGUCCAGGAACUGUAUUACAUCUCUGUCACAAACAGGAAGAUUGUCCACGGCCAGGAACUGUAUGAAAUCUCUGUCACAAACAGUAAGAUUGUCCACGUCCAGGAACUGUAUUACAUCUCUGUCACAAACAGUAAGAUUGUCCACGGCCAGGACUUACAGUAAUACAUUAGGUAUCUCCCAGUACAGCCUAACAUUCCAGUGAGCUUUAUCCAUCAUUCCCAACAAGUCAUUCCAUAGCGUGAUAGUUUUUACAAAGGUCUGCUACUUAUAUUGUUGGAUAUUUAUGUUAUUUAAUAUAUAGAAAUUAUGUAUAUUAGCUAAAAUAUUAUUUUUUCAGUAGAAAUUGCGUCAAAAUAUGAAAUAACAUGAGACAUAAAUGUUGUAAAGUUCCCGCUUAGAUAGCUUGUAGGAAUGGUAUCUGGUUAACAGUUGUAGUGUUGUAUUUAGUAUAUAACAAUAGAGGAGCGCUGCGUCAGAGUAUCACUAACGACAAUAAUCUGUCAACUCACAACUUGACAGCCAUUGGAUUAGUAGUGUAUCCUUGACAACCUUUACUUGGAGGUCACUGUCAAAUUAGAUAAGCCAUCAAUCAGUAGUUUUUUUGUUUAGUUUUUGUCGUUGAUAACAUUGGGAACAUUCCACUUUAAGUGUCUAGUAUAGCCACGCGUUGUUUUGUCGGGUCCCCUGGGGAUCAAUAUGUAGUUUGUACCAUGUUACUUAGCAUUGAGUGAUGAGAGACAGUGUGUGUUAUCAUAAAUGUUCUACAAUAUUGUCAUUAUUUCAUGUCUGUUGUCUUGAAAGACUCUGAUUUGAUGAAAAAAUAAUCACCUGUGAAGUCGUUGUUGCUAUGCUUUGCUGUUUAUAAGUACAACAGAAGCUUUGCUCAUUCACCCCUGAAAUUUCAAGAUGGACUAUUACAACCUUUGAAUUGGAAGGGUUCAAAUGUGUAAUCAGGGGUGAAUGAGUUUAUAUGUGCAAAUUAUUGAAACAUUUACAUAGAUAUAUCUAACCUUUCUUAGAGAGGUCAGCACAAACUGUUAAUCAAAGUAAGCUUACUGAAGUAAUUGAUUAGUUUUGUAUCUCUGUUAUCAGGCAUUGGUUUAAUGGUGGAUGCAUACGGUACAGUGUUUUCAUGUAAUACACAACACACUAAACUUCAUUAGUUUUGGGACCAAAUUAAGUCUGAAGUAAUUACAGAUUUUGUGAAAUUAAUGUUUGGCUGCAAUAUAGUUAUCAAAGUUACUUGUUUCUUCCAUUGGACAGCAAGACACUAUACAGUAAAUCAAGUGUCCAUGGUACAGUUCUGUCUACAUUCACACAAUCACACAGCAUGGGUUUCAGACAAACAAACCAGAGUUUGGAUGAUUUUCUUUUUCAAAAGAUCAGAUUCUGAGUUGUAUAAUUAUGUAUUGUAGACUAAACGGUGUAAGAGGUCCUGUAUUGUAUUAAUUGUAGCUUGCCUGAAUCCAUCAUCAUAGUGAGUUCUUUCAAUGACCUUGGAAAUAGGUCCCUUUUUCUACGGUGUAUGUCUUUCUUAGAACAACCUCCAUCAGGUGAAGUCUAGGUAUAUAUUCCAUCAUUUACCUGUCAGGUGUGUGGACUGGACCUCACAGGUGUGGACUACACCAGACAAGUGUGGACUAGACCUCACAGGUGUGGACUAGGCCAUACAGGUGUUGAAUAGACCUCACAUGUGUUGACUUUACCUCACAGGUGUUGACUAGACCUCACAUAUGUUGACUUUACCUCACAGGUGUUGACUAGACCUUACAGGUGUGGACAAGGCCAGACAUGUGUGGACUAGACCUCACAAGUGUGGACUAGCCCUCACAAGUGUGGACUAGACCUCACAAGUGUGGACUAGACCUCAUAUGUGUUGACUAGGCCAGACAGGUGUGAACUAGAUUAUGGAUUAGACCUUUAUUUUUGUUGCUGUGGAUACUUGUGGAAGAGCUGUUCAUGGGUUAGUGCCUUCAUCAGAAAAUAAAACAAUUUAUGAAAGAAA
This is a messenger RNA of Mizuhopecten yessoensis (Yesso scallop), 9996 nucleotides long. Its product is annotated as polypeptide N-acetylgalactosaminyltransferase 5-like. The transcript is spliced from 14 exons. NCBI's taxonomy places the organism in Eukaryota, Metazoa, Mollusca, Bivalvia, Pectinida, Pectinidae. Bases 687 to 2636 code for a protein of 649 amino acids. Gene Ontology annotation, cellular component: Golgi apparatus. The record is from RefSeq and is a predicted model, not a curated record.